UAGCAUGAGUGGGCGUGGGCUUCGAGGGGGAUGACGUGAAGGGAGGCGGACCAGGAAGUAGGCGGAGCAAUACCAAGUCUCGCCAGCGCUGUAGCCUCGCGAGAUCUCAGUUUCCCCCCCCGCCCCUCCUACUCCGCAAUCCCCGCGUCUUCUCCGGUCGCCGCUGUCGCCCCCCGACGCCGACGUCGCCGUCGCCAUCGCAAUGCCCCAGUUCGUGGAGAACUUCUGGGGGGAGAAGAACAAUGGAUUUGACAUCCUCUACCAUAACAUGAAGCACGGCCAGAUAUCCACCAAGGAGGUGGCUGACUUCAUUAGAGAAAGGAUGACGGUGGAAGAAGUUUAUGCCAAGUCGUUAACGAAGCUGGCCAAGACGGCCAGCAACAACUCGCAGCUGGGGACGUUUGCGCCCAUGUGGGAAGUGUUCCGCGCCUCGUCGGAGCGCCUCGCCUCGUGCCACCAGGAGCUGAGCCGCAAGCUCAUGGAGCUCAUCCGGGAGGUGCAGAAGUACGGCGACGAGCAGACCAAGCAGCACAAGAAGACGAAGGAGGAGGUGUCGGGGACCCUGGAGGCCGUGCAGGGCAUGCAGUCCACCACACAGGCGCUGCUCAAAGCCAAGGAGGUCUACAACAGCAAACACCAGGAGACGGAGAGGCUCAAGAAGGAGGGAAACCACAAAGAGUACGAGAAGGCCCAGGUGAAGUCACGCAAGGCGAUGGAGGCGUACAAGGUGUUCGUGGAUAAGUACGCCAACGUGCGCUCCGACUUUGAGCACAAGAUGACGGAAACGGCACAGAGGUUCCAGGAGAUUGAGGAGGCUCACCUCCAGAGCCUUCACGACUUCAUCAAGGCCUUUUCCCAGGCUGUGGAGGACACGCACACCCUCAUCGGGCAGGUGCACAUGGAGUUCAGGCAGCAGGUGAGGGACAUCACUGCGGAUAAUCUCAUCGAGAAGUACUCGGAGAGCAAGGGCACGGGCAAGGAGCGUCCAGCCACCUUGCAUCCCAUCCAUCAGGUUUUGGGAUCCUCAAAAAUGUUCAUGAUCCACCAACCCAUUCCUCCAAAGGGCUUCUUGACAGGCCCCAUUGAGUUUGAAGAAUGCAACAGCACCAACUCAGCCAACAUGAUAGAGGGACUGAGGAAGAGAACGAGGAAAGCGUUUGGAAGAAGAAAGAAAGAGAAAGACACGGACUCCACGGAAUCACCAGACGCAGACUCAGUUCCACAGAAGUUGCCAAACGGCGCUCCCAAUGGCUAUGUUGGGGAGAUAGAGUGGCAGAGAUAUGUGGACGAUGAAGGCUUCAGCGUUCGACCGGAGCCCAAUCAGAACGAGCCGCGCGAGAACCACUUCUACUCAUCGAGCGACGACGACUCGGACGACGAGGACCGCAAGCGGUUCCACGUAGAGAUCAAACCGGUGCAGCCGCGCGACUCCAACCACAACCCAGCCGCGGCCAUCGAGCAGCUGAAGGCCUCCAUCGGCAACAUCAUGCUGUCUUCGCCCGCCACCGCGAGGCGAAGUCCGCUCUCACCGGGUCCUAUUAAAAGGAACUCGUCGACGGACGAGCUGUCAAGGCCACGGCGUUCCACCCCGACACCCGACAACAUCAGUGGCAACUCCAAGACCAACAGCGACCUGCUGGCCGCCCUGGACCCUCUCUACGGCGGCGCCGGCGAGUCAGACCCCACCUCUCCCGCCUCGCGGAGGCACAAAGGCAGUAGGGGUCGCGGCGCUACGGCCUCCGCCCCGCCGCUCACCGCCUCCUCGGCACACACGUCCCCCGGCAGCGGCGACCGCAGCACGGCUCGCUCCCCGGGCACGCGCAGCGAAAACGGCAGCGCGACCGCCGGCGCCGGCGCCGAACCGGCGCAGCAGCACGACCACUGGGUGUCGUUCGACGACGACGACGGCGGCGGCGGCGGCGGCGGGGGGGGCGGCGGCGUGGUUACCGGCGUGGCACCGCCGCCACCCCGGCCGACCGUCAGAGUCUACCUGGAGCGCCGGGGAUCGCUGCCGAGCUCGCUGCCCCUGGAGGAGGCCGUGGGCGGCGGCGGCGGCGCCGAGACGUCCCCGUCGCCGCCCGAGAGCCCGUCGCCGCGCCGCACAUCGCUGCCCAUGCACUGGGAUUCGGACUCGCUCGCCGUCUACCGCUUCGGGCCGCUCUCCGAGCCCGGCUCGCCCGUCGGCGAAGCGACCCGCUGCUCCACGCCGCCCGUGAGCCCCCCGCCGCCUCCGCCGCUGCCCCCCCGACCUCCCGCGCAGCGGCUGACGCCGACGCCGCCCUCGGCGUUGGCGCCGCCGUCCCCGCCGUCCCCGCCGUCCCCGCCCGUCGCCCCCGAGGAGGAGCCGGCGCCGCGGCCGCCGACGCCGCCGCCCUCCAGUCCCCCGCCGCUCCCGGCGACGCCGGCGACGAAGUCUUCGCCGGCGUCGCCGGCCGCUUGCGGGAGACGCUGCGCCACGCCGUCGGGCGGGACGCCGCCCCCGCUGCCCAGCACGGGCCCACCCAGAACCCCGCCGCCGCGGCUGCCGUCGUCCUCGGGGCCGCCCGGCACGCCGCCGCUACCGCCCUCGCCCAGGGCGGAAAAACCGCGGGCCAUGACGCAGCUGCCGCGGGUGCCGCAGGAGACACCGCCGGAGGAACUCGCGGGCAGCUCCGAACUAGCGCCGACAGAAUUGUCCAGCAUUGAGUGUGCCCUGUCGGAUGGAGCAGCGGAGGAGGGGUUACUCGACGGCGUUCAGCAGGCCGUGGGCACGGCCGGUGGGCGCGGGGCGGGCGACGCCGGGCCCUCUCCAGUUCACACCACCAAGAGCCCGCAGACGACGAAUGGCGGAGGGGGGGGAGGCGGAGGAGGAGGAGGGGGGGGUACAUCGCUCAUUCCACCACCCCGGCCCCCGUCACGGCCCAAACUCCUGCCCAGCAAACUCGGGGGCAUCGAGGAGAACGUAAGGGCGGCGGAUGGUUGGGGUGGCACGCCGCGAGCGUUCAGCCCCCCGCUGGCCCCGCUGGCGCGCGCCGAGAGCUCCUCCUCCAUGUCGUCCUCCACGUCCAUGAGCGCCGCCACGACGCCCACAUACGUGUGUAGCUUUUUCAACGGUGUCGCUGCAGUGCGGCGCGUGGGAGCGUCGCGGGGCCCCAGUCCGCUCACGCUGAGCGCUCACGACUCCGUGCCCAUCGCCGCCGCCUUCACCGAGUCCAUCAGCGCCUACUUCAAGGGCGCCGACCACAACAACUGCAUCGUAAAGGUGGUGGGCGAGAUGACGGUGUCGUUCCCGGCGGGCGUGGCGCGCGUCUUCGGGGGCAGCACCUCCCCGCCCGUGCUCAGCUUCCGCCUGCGGCACGCGCGCCGCCUUGAAGCCGUGAGGCCCAACGCCACGCUGCUCUUCAGUGACCCCUCCCAGAGUGACCCCAACUGCAAGGACUUCUGGGUGAACAUGGCGGCUCUGACGACGCACCUCAAGAAGCUGUCGGAGCAGAACCCCACGGCGACGUACUAUAACGUGGACGUGCUGAGAUACGAGGUGAGUGUGUCGGGCGGCGCCCAGUCGGUGCCGCUGAGCCUGGUGGCGCGCUGGAAGUGCGAGCCGACGGCCACCGAGGUGCAAGUCGACUACCGCUUCAACAGCGCUGCCAUGGCCGCACCGGUGCCGCUCACCAGCGUGCAGGUCAUCAUCCCCGUGGACGGCGGCGUGCUCGGCAUGCAGGCCCAGCCGCCCGCCAUCUGGAACGCUGAGCAAAGCAGGGCACUUUGGAAAAUACCAGAAAUAUCUGACAAGUCAGAUGGGGCGGGCUGUGGCUCGCUGCGUGCACACCUGGAUGUGUCGGCGGGACCCAGCUCCCCGUCCACGCUCGCGGUGCAGUUUGGCUGUGAGGGAGCUUCCCUCUCGGGCCUGCAGCUCGAGCUCGUGGGCCCCGGCUACCGCCUCUCGCUGCUCAAGAAGAGGAUGACCACUGGUAAGUACUUGGUGGACUGCUGACCCACCGACAGCGCCGCCCCUCCUGCGCCAGCCGGACCUCCCUCCCCGCAUGCGCCGCUCGCCGCCGCCGCCGCCACUAACGGUUGUGGCGCGCCCGUGAGCGUUGGCGCUGCGGUCGACGCUGGCGAGCGGUCGGAGCCAGGAGGGGGGGGACGUCAGUCGGGGCCGCAGAGCCGGCGAGCGUGGAGGCCGCAAGAUUCUCGCGAAUCUCCGGAGCAGCGAGCCUCUUCCGGCCUCGCCGGUGCCGUGUGCUCCCGACCGGAUUGGCGUCCGUCUGUCCGUCCGUGCGUCUGCGAGUCCGCUGGUUUCGGCCGAACGCACGGUGGUGAUGGAGGCUGCCCCUCCCGCCCCCACUCCCUGACCCUAAAUGUUGCCAGCUCCUGCAGGUGCCCCCCAACCCCCCACUCCACACCAUCACCCACAAGCACCGCCCCCCCCCCCCCAAGGUGCCGCCACAGCUGGCAACGUCGCCGGUUCUCUCCCACGCCGCCGGUAAGCGGCGUGGCCGUUGUGUCUCUCCGGACCUGCCUGCCGGUCCUCCCAUGGACAAGCCAUUAAGCAAGAACUUUGCACUUUACAUUGUAUACCCUUGUUCAAGUUUUUUUCGUUUCGUUAUAGGGGGAGGAAUUACUUCAUGGUGUUAACGUCGGUAUCGUGUUGUUGUAAUGUUUUAUAUAUAUAGUGUUGUUUCUUUUCUCCUCUGGCCCGGCUUCCCCUCGCCGUAGAGUGCGCGCGGUGACUAUGCGAUGGCACUUGCGUGAGACGCGCGCACGGCUGGCACGCCGGCUGUGUUUGGCGUCGGCUGCUGCCGCUGUUGUUUUCUCGUUGACAGCUGCGGUGGGGGGGGGGGGGCAGUGCCAUCGUUGCGCAACGCCGCUGCCCUCUGCCAUCGUUCGAAGCUGCGAUCACUAAUCGUCCCAGUGGUGUCGAUAUAAAUAUUUACACACACAUGCAGACACGCAUACGUGGGUUUAUGUUGAUUCUCUCUCUCUCUCUCUCUCCAAGAGUCUUGAUUUUGUCUUCGUUCUGGUUGUUAUUUGUAUUCGUUUGCUUCUGUCUGCUUGGCAGGGUUCGCGUGCCUGUGUGCGCGCGUGAGUCUUUGUGCGUGCGUGAGUCUUUGUGCGUGCGUGAGUCUUUGUGCGUGCGUGAGUCUUUGUGCGUGUGCGCGUGUGUCUUUGUGUGCGUGCGUGUGUGUACGUGUGCGCGUGUGUCUUUGUGUGUGUGCGUGCGUGUGUGUACGUGUGCGCGUGUACAUGCGUGUGUGCAUGCACGUGUGCACGUAUGUGCACGUGUGUGUGACCCUGCAAUACCGCGACGCAUCUACCAGAGGCUCUAAGCUGCUCCUCUGGAGGGGAUGAUGAUGAUGAUGUUUGACUGUGCUGCUGCUGUGCGUGUGUGCUCGUGUCUAGUCGAGAACGCUGUAGGUUUCUCGCUCGUUUUAAAUGUUAGACCUGCCUUACGUGGUGGCGAGUUAAAACAAAACAAAAAAAAGACACGAUAUAUUCUAAUGUAAAUAGUCGGUGAUUUGUUCUUGAGCACCUAUAUGAUGAUGAUGAUAAUGAUGAUGGUAGUCGUAAUACAAACAGAAAUUGUACAUUUAUAGAGAUUCAGUCACUCUUAAGAAUAUUUUUUUUUAAUGUGUUGCACUUGUAAUAAAAUUUAAGAAAAUGUAUAUUCUAGAGCGGGGGAGGACGGAUCGUGUGCUGUACGUACACCGAGGGGGUUUUUCUGUUCGAUAACACAAAAAUAAUAAGAAAUCGGAAAAAUGACAAAUUCCCGUUGGGUUAUAAAAAUGAAAUAACGGUGAUUUUUUAUUUACUUUUUGUUUCUUCUUAACUUCCGCCUCUGUCAUGUCCUCUCUGUGCGGUGCUAACACACCGAGAGAUGCCGUGUAUAUACCGCCAACGUAACCGUCCAUGUAGAAGUUACCGUUACCGCUUUCACUUGUAUAUGCCAAACAGACCCGUUCGCAUAUAAAGACAUCUAUUGAUGGAC
Molecule: messenger RNA, 5968 nt
Organism: Petromyzon marinus (sea lamprey)
Lineage: Eukaryota; Metazoa; Chordata; Hyperoartia; Petromyzontiformes; Petromyzontidae
Source: RefSeq, a predicted model, not a curated record